Messenger RNA from Oncorhynchus tshawytscha (Chinook salmon), 801 nucleotides. RefSeq names its product killer cell lectin-like receptor subfamily B member 1B allele B. The coding region runs from base 17 to 736 and encodes 239 amino acids. The transcript is spliced from 5 exons. The record is from RefSeq and is a predicted model, not a curated record. Lineage: Eukaryota; Metazoa; Chordata; Actinopteri; Salmoniformes; Salmonidae.
GCAGUUGGUCCGGCGGAUGAUGAAUGAGGAGAGGUUUGAUAAUCCCAUUUACAGCAAUGGUCCAAUGGGCCUCACCGAAGGAGACCGGGAAUCCUUACGGACACCGUGCAACCGAACUCACCUCUCAGGUUCCGAAUGCUUAAGAAGACACUACAUACUACUGCUGUGUGUGGUAGUAGUGGGGUGUACUGUGGCUGUCAUAAGUCUGUUUGCCCAGAAAAACUAUCAAAUUGCACAGAGACAGCAGUCAAAUAUUGAACCCUCUGCGGCAGAGAGAGAAGAGAUGAAGUCUCUGAAAUCAGAGGACUACGGCGUUCUUCUGAAUAUGAUUUUAAAGCAGGAAGGGUGGCGGUAUAUCAACUCCAGUUUGUACUACAUCUCUACUGAGACCAAGUCCUGGGGUGAGAGCAGACCUUACUGCCAACGAAAGGGAUUGGACCUGGUGACCAUAAACAGCAAAGACGAAGAGGACUUUCUCCUUGACGUGGUCCGUGCAAAGAAAUUGGAUGUAGUCUGGAUUGGUUUUUCUCCCAACAACACAAAGGAGAUAUCUACACGGGUGAAGAGAGGUGCGGGGCCAGAAGAAGAUGCUCAGGAAGAGGACUGUGCUAAGCUUAUGGUAUAUGAGACACCUGCAGUGAAAGAAGUAACCGGGAGACAAUGUGGGACACAAAAAUACUGUAUUUGUGAAAAAUACCUGGAUGUCAAAUACAAUGUAAGCAAGAGAAACCGUUAACUGGUUCUUCUGAAAGGAUUCUACUUCUUUUUAAAAAUGGAGGGAACGACUGCUAGCUUCAAUGU